AUGGAUUCAGGUAUUAUAGGAGAUGCACCAUUAGGUAAUGAUGAUAUGAAUGAAUUUGAUGAUAAUAUUGAGGGACCGAUAGAUGGAAUGAUUGUACGAACUGCUGAAAAAAAUGAAUUGGUUGUAGAUGAUUUAAGUGAUGAAGACGUUGAUGGUGAAAGCAACGAUAAUGCCACUGAUGAAAGUGAUGAUGAUGAUGAAAGUGAUGAAGAAGAAGAAGGAUAUGAAAAUUUAAACGAGUCAGUAGGAAAAGAUGGUAAAAAGAAAAGAAAUUCUGAAAAAAGGAAAAAGAGGUCUCUAAAGCAAAAGAAAAGAAAAAUUCGUUUAGAGGAUGGAAGUGAGAAUAUUUUCCAAUUGCCUGAAUUUUCAAGAAAAGAUAAAACAUUAAAGGAAAUACUAGAUUUAAUGGAAGAUAAUCCACCAAUUAUACCGGAUGCCGUUAUAGAUUAUUUCUUACUGAAGAAUGGUAUGGAUUUGAAAGAUGUCAAAGUUAAAAGAUUAUUAGCACUAGCCACUCAAAAAUUUGUUAGUGAUAUAGCUACCGAUGCCUACGAAUACUCUAGGAUAAGGUCUGGUUUGGCUGUAUCUAAUGCGAAUAAUGGUCAAACAAAAGCAAGACAAUUAUUAUUGGGGCAACAGCAACAGCAACAAAAUUUACCGUCAGCUGGCAACAACACGACAUCUACCGCAACAACUAACACACCUUCAACUAGCUCUGUUCCAUCACAACUACAAAAUGAUAAAAGUAAAGUUGUUUUGACAGUUAAUGAUUUAAGUAGUGCAGUUUCAGAAUAUGGGUUAAAUAUUUCUAGACCCGAUUUUUAUCGUUAA
Messenger RNA from Saccharomycodes ludwigii, 831 nucleotides. It is a transcript of the gene TAF10, whose product is annotated as Taf10p. The record is from RefSeq and is a predicted model, not a curated record. Gene Ontology annotation, biological process: transcription initiation at RNA polymerase II promoter. The coding region runs from base 1 to 831 and encodes 276 amino acids. NCBI's taxonomy places the organism in Eukaryota, Fungi, Ascomycota, Saccharomycetes, Saccharomycodales, Saccharomycodaceae. Gene Ontology annotation, cellular component: transcription factor TFIID complex; nucleus; SAGA complex. Gene Ontology annotation, molecular function: promoter-specific chromatin binding; RNA polymerase II general transcription initiation factor activity. The transcript has a single exon.